CAAAACAACAAUCGGCAAUUAGUUUUAUAUUGUUCCCUCAGUGUACGCAGAGUGCUGGAAUUAUAAUUGCAGACAACUCGUCACUGCGUUCAGUUGCAAUUUUGGUACUAUUGAACGCCAAGCUGUGGUAAACUCUUGUAUAUCAAGAUGCCGAAGCAGGCGCAUUCGCGGGCACGAGCAGAGGCGGAAUCAGAAGUCCUCGUCAGGAAAAAAAGGGGAAAGGCUGCCACACUUCAUAAAAGUGACGACGAUCAUCCUACAGCGGACUUGCUGGAUCGUAUCAACACAUACGCACACGCGAGGAUACUGGCAGCGGGGGCAGUCCAGGAGCAAGAGAUGUUCGCCAGGGCUGCUCUAUACUCACUUGGUGUCUUAGCCCAAGAAUUGAUUCGAGAAGAGGUGGACUUGAUUGUCGAGGGCAAGGCGAUUGACACAAAGACGGUAGCAAAACCCGACGCACCCUCAACCGUAAUUGAAGAUGUGGACUAAUCACCAGUCCAUGAGUCUCAGUAAUGACUAAGGGAAAGCAGUGGAACCCGAGAUAAUACAAUUAAGCAGACGAACGGUUGCCCAUCGACAAUUCACUCUUAGAGUCGCAGGUAUAAUAACAGCCGUGUCCCUCUAUACGGUCCAAACAGACGGUGGCUAGUAUUUUCAUGGGUGGUUUUGUCGCAGAUUUGCAACACAGAUGAUACAGCCACAUGCCAGUUGGUGUUACCCACCCUGCAAAGUUGAACUGUUUGAUGCCUAAAGCUCUCGUAAAAACUGUAUUAUACAGUCUCAUAGUAAACGAACAGCAGCCGGGCACGCCUCAACAUGACUCACGCGGUUAAGAUGAUCAAAUCAGGGCGUUCUUGAAGCAAUCUUCCAAAACAGCAUAGAAUCGCUUGCUCUUCGGUGGGCCCGUCUUAAAAACGACUAAUUAGUGCUUGAAGCCCCCGUGGGUGCUAUAUAUAUUGUACAGUCUCUCAACGUAUAUGAUACAGCCGUGCGCAGUGUGACGCCUUCCAAACAAUCAAAUCAGAGUGGUUAAUUGAUUGGCUGCCAACCCCCGCCCGAGGGUUUACGACUGCGUAGUGUUUAGCGACGAAAGAAGCAGUUUACUACCUGUUCCGACCUAUGUGAACAAUACAACGAUAUAUUGGACAGUGACCUCAAAUUAAAGUUUAGAACACCCAUAGCAUGGACG
This is a messenger RNA of Sphaeroforma arctica JP610, 1189 nucleotides long. RefSeq lists its product as hypothetical. The record is from RefSeq and is a predicted model, not a curated record. The transcript is spliced from 5 exons. Bases 148 to 489 code for a protein of 113 amino acids. Lineage: Eukaryota; Ichthyosporea; Ichthyophonida.